AAAAAUAAAUCUUUCUCGCAACACAUUGAAUUGGCCAAUGCUUCUUUCCACAAAAAUAACGAAUCUAUAAUACUUGAUCCUAUCAACAAAAAUCGGCUUACAGUUGAUAGUUCAUCCCUUGAUAGUAGUGCUAGUAAUGAUAAUUCUAUAUUAUUAUCACUAAAUACACAAUUGAGAACAGGAUCUAUCGAUUUACACCUUAAUACAACAAGGCAAUAUCUUAAUCUGGUUCAAAAAGGGCACACAAAGAUGGGGGCGAGUAGCCUUCUGGCUAAGAGUUUAGGUAAAGGCCCAUGGCAUGCGCGGUGUAUUCAUGCCUAG
Molecule: messenger RNA, 321 nt
Organism: Dentiscutata erythropus
Lineage: Eukaryota; Fungi; Glomeromycota; Glomeromycetes; Diversisporales; Gigasporaceae
Source: the annotation of a GenBank genome assembly